Messenger RNA from Propithecus coquereli (Coquerel's sifaka), 2255 nucleotides. Its product is annotated as putative RNA-binding protein Luc7-like 2. Bases 407 to 1468 code for a protein of 353 amino acids. The record is from RefSeq and is a predicted model, not a curated record. Gene Ontology annotation, biological process: mRNA splice site recognition. Lineage: Eukaryota; Metazoa; Chordata; Mammalia; Primates; Indriidae. Gene Ontology annotation, cellular component: U2-type prespliceosome; U1 snRNP. Gene Ontology annotation, molecular function: mRNA binding. The transcript has 9 exons.
GGAGCCCCCGCGGAAAACGACUAAGCGCGAGGAGCGUGCGCGCUCCCGUCGCGGCGACGGUGGCGGCGAGCGGCGUCAGAGCUUGGAGGGGGGGGUUGACGGCUUCUGGCGGGUGGCGGUGUUGGAGGCGAGAGCUUGCUUAGCCCGUGUCGCUUCUGUCCCAGGAACUGGACGGAGAGUGAGGGCACGAGGGUCGCUUUCGGGGGCUGCUGCCUUCCACGUACACGUCGUCGUGAGGAGCGCAGCCCGGACUCCAGCAAUCCCUCCGACUCCCUUUCCGCACGUCUUGAGGCGGCGGCGGCCACCGAGACAGCAUCGCACCUUCCCCCACCCUUUUCCCUCAUCCCCCGCCCAGAAGGGCCCGGUCUGCGCCCCACCCCCGCCGUCCGUCCGCUACGCCGCCGCCAUGUCGGCGCAGGCCCAGAUGCGCGCGAUGCUGGACCAGCUGAUGGGCACCUCCCGGGACGGAGAUACUACUCGUCAGCGAAUCAAAUUCAGUGAUGACAGAGUAUGCAAGAGUCACCUUCUCAACUGUUGCCCCCAUGAUGUCCUUUCUGGAACUAGAAUGGAUCUUGGAGAGUGUCUAAAAGUCCAUGACCUGGCUUUACGAGCAGAUUAUGAAAUUGCAUCCAAAGAACAAGACUUUUUCUUUGAACUUGAUGCAGAACGUGUUCAUGAGUUAAAUGAAGAAAUUGGUAAAUUGUUAGCCAAAGUGGAACAACUAGGAGCAGAAGGGAAUGUGGAAGAAUCCCAGAAAGUAAUGGAUGAAGUAGAGAAAGCACGGGCAAAGAAGAGAGAAGCAGAGGAAGUUUAUCGGAAUUCUAUGCCAGCUUCCAGUUUCCAACAGCAGAAGCUUCGAGUCUGUGAAGUCUGCUCUGCCUAUUUAGGUCUUCAUGAUAAUGACAGACGACUGGCUGAUCAUUUUGGGGGUAAACUGCACCUGGGAUUUAUUGAAAUAAGAGAGAAACUUGAAGAAUUAAAGUCUUCCAGGAGCAUAUUCUUUGAGAGCCGGUGUCCUGGGUUAAGGGAGCUCUGGCAAUGUGGAGACAUCUGUAUUUUUUUUUUUAGGUCCCGAUCACAUAGCAAGAAUCCCAAAAGAUCCAGGUCCAGAGAGCAUCGCAGACAUCGGUCUCGCUCCAUGUCACGGGAGCGCAAGAGGAGAACUCGAUCCAAAUCUCGGGAGAAGCGCCAUCGCCACAGGUCUCGCUCCAGCAGCCGCAGUCGCAGCCGUAGCCACCAGAGAAGUCGGCACAGUUCUAGAGAUAGGAGCAGAGAACGAUCCAAGAGGAGAUCCUCAAAAGAAAGAUUCAGAGACCAAGACUUAGCAUCACGUGACAGAGACAGGAGUUCAAGAGACAGAUCACCUCGUGACAGAGAUCGAAAAGAUAAGAAGCGGUCCUAUGAGAGUGCUAAUGGCAGAUCAGAAGACAGGCGGAGCUCUGAAGAGCGCGAAGCAGGGGAGAUCUAACUAGCAGUGUACAUAUUUUCAAUCCUAAGCUUCCCAUGGAGUUACAUACAUUGUUUAGUUUACAGCUGUUCAGGUUGACAGUGAGCAGAUCCAGACACCGAUCCAGUUAGGCUAGAUGGACAGUAUCUAACUUGAUCUGAACUGAACCUGUUUUCCUUGAUGAAGCCUAAAACUACAUCCAUAGUUUCUGAUGAACCUGUAACACAAUUCUGAAAGUACCGUUUUAUAUAAUAAGACACUGAUCUCUUUAUUCUUUCAAGUAGGAGUAAUAGUAAACCAAUUGUGUUACUUGCCUUGGGAUUUUUUUGAACAUUUGUAAAAUGCUGUCUUCCUUUCUAAUCUAAACAGCAGCAGCUUUGGGAAUUGUUCUUUUUAAUUUUUCUUCCUCUGACUUUUGUAUCCCAUAAUACCUGCACCCUCCAAUCGUAAGAGAAAAGGGGACAGGGAAGCAAUAUAGCUUCUGUUCUAGGUAAGGUUCUAUUCCCAUUAUUAACUUGCUGAUUACAGUUCAGAGCAUUUAUACUGGAAUGUGUGCUGGAGAAAUUUAUAAUAUUGGGGUUUUGUGUUUGUUUAACGGUGCCUAUUUAGAGUUGGAAGUUGAACAGCUGUUGUAUUACAUACUUUUGCUUUUUUAUUGAAAUUUUGAAAUCAAACUUGUCUUGAUUUUUCUGUUCUAUUGAAUUGCGAUGUUCUGUCGGGGGUGGGGGCAGGGACUUUUUCGUAAUAAGCACUUGUUUUAUUUUGUGUGUGUGGAGUAUAAAGGCUACACCCUUAUUGUAAAAAAUAA